Molecule: messenger RNA, 941 nt
Organism: Acanthaster planci (crown-of-thorns starfish)
Lineage: Eukaryota; Metazoa; Echinodermata; Asteroidea; Valvatida; Acanthasteridae
Product: protein-lysine N-methyltransferase SMYD4-like
Cellular component (GO): cytoplasm; nucleus
Molecular function (GO): histone deacetylase binding
Source: RefSeq, a predicted model, not a curated record
CGUAAAUAUGGCCAAAUUCCUUGGGAAGACUACAUCAUUUGGACGGGAUGGAAACUUUUGAAUGGGAAAACUUUCUGAAAGUGGCUUACAGGGAUUGGUGUAAUGUGCAGUCCUUGAAUAAAUUUAGACGAGCUCCUUCAAAUGCAGAACGUGUAUCGUUGUGCAUUGGACUUGCAAUUUGGAGUGAUAAGAACGUGUGCAGGUUGAUCAAGAGAUGUGUUGAGCAGAGCUACAUGGAGACAAGUGGCAAGUCGGAUGAAGUGAGCAGAUCAUGGAGAGAAAAGGGAAAUGAAUUGUUUAAAGAGAGACAUUAUAAUGAAGCUCUUUUGUGUUACACCCAGAGUGUUUUGACAGCGUCAUGCAACAUUGACAAUGCUGAUACAUCCAACCGUGUAGAGUUGGCGAUGGCAUUUGGAAACCGUUCUGCUACCCUGUAUCAUCUAAACCAAUAUGAGUUGGCCCUUCAAGAGUGUGACCAAGCCAUAAGUCAUGGCUAUCCUAGAGCUUCACUCCAUAAGCUUCUACAGAGGAAAGGACUAUGUCUCAUGGAAAUGGGUCAGCAACACUUAGCUACAAUAGUUUUGAGAGAAGCACUCUUGGCCUUGGAUGAAGCAGUCAAUUUGAGCUUAGAGAGGAAAGAAUCACUGAAGUCUGAAAUAGAGAAACUUCUUAACAACUGCACUCAUCCAAGUGUAAGUGAGAAUACAAGUGUCUCCAUCAAACCUACUAAGCCAGAAGACCUGAGACAGUCAUCAGACAAACUAGCUAGUGCAUCAAGGUCUCUAGGACUACGGUUUAACCUGGACAGAGGCAGGUACUUGGUGGCAGAUUUGCCGGUCAAUGCAGGUGAACUACUCAUCAAGGAGAUCCCAUAUGCAGUCAUCCUGUUACCAGAAUACCGUAAAACCCAUUGCCAUUACUCUGGCAACAGGGCUGGUUAG